Molecule: messenger RNA, 918 nt
Organism: Drosophila biarmipes
Lineage: Eukaryota; Metazoa; Arthropoda; Insecta; Diptera; Drosophilidae
Gene: Pmm2
Product: phosphomannomutase
Exons: 2
Coding region: 61-825 (254 amino acids)
Biological process (GO): GDP-mannose biosynthetic process; mannose metabolic process; protein N-linked glycosylation
Cellular component (GO): cytosol
Molecular function (GO): phosphomannomutase activity
Source: RefSeq, a predicted model, not a curated record
GCAGCUAAGCUUUAGGGGAUUUCUCACCAACUCGUUGCCGCUUACAAGGUCUAAUGCAAAAUGGGUACCGCAACACUGAAACGUGACGAAAUACUCCUGCUGUUCGACGUGGACGGGACUUUAACCAUGCCCAGGUCUGUGGUGACCCCAGAGUUCGAGGAGUUUUUCUACUCGAAGGUGAAACCCAGGGCGACCAUCGGAAUCGUGGGAGGAUCCGACCUGGAGAAGAUGUUCGAGCAGCUGAACGGCGACAAGAUCCUCAACGAGUUCGACUUUAUAUUCCCGGAGAAUGGAUUGGUGCAGAUUGAGAAAGGCAAGGAGGUGGGAAAGCAGAAUAUCAUCAAGCAUCUCGGAGAGAAAACCCUCAAGCGCUUCAUCAACUUUGUCCUGCGCUACUUAUCCGAACUGGAUGUGCCGAUCAAGAGGGGAACCUUCAUCGAGUUCCGAAAUGGCAUGAUGAAUGUCUGCCCCAUUGGGCGACAGUGCACCCGGGAGGAGCGGAAUAUGUUCGCCGAGUACGACAUUGAACACAAAGUGCGGGAGCAAAUGAUCAAGGACCUCAAGAAGGAGUUUGCCGACGUGGACCUGACGUACUCCAUUGGCGGUCAGAUCAGCUUUGACGUCUUCCCCCACGGCUGGGAUAAAACCUACUGCCUGCGUCAUAUCGAGGCCUAUUACAAAUUUAAGGAAAUUCAUUUUUUUGGCGACAAAACGGAGCCGGGCGGCAACGACUAUGAGAUUUACAGCGAUCCCCGAACUAUCAGCCAUAGGGUGUAUACUCCCAAGGACACACAACGCAUCCUCACUGAGAUUCUGGGGCUGUGAAGCAACCAAGCUUACUCAACAUUCAAAAAAUUCCAUUUUUUUAUACAUGUGUACGAUUGUUAACCAAAUUUAAUAUAUAGUCAUUUGAGAGAA